AUGGUGGCAAAUCAAACGUCUCGGCCUGAAUUCAUUCUGCUCGACCUGUCAGUCGUCAUAGAUUUUCAGAUCCCGCUCUUCCUUCUGAUCCUCCUGGUCUAUGGGGCCACACUGGCAGGGAAUCUGCUGAUCAUUGUCCUGGUGGCCAUAGACUCCCACCUACAGACCCCCAUGUAUUAUUUCCUUGGGAACCUCUCGGUUGUAGACAUUGGCGCCCCCACCAUGUCUGCAUCUCAUUUGUAUUUUGACAUAAUUACCGGAAAACGGUCGAUUUAUUACUCAACAUGUAUGGCCCAGGCCUUCUUCUUCACCGUGUUCACCAGCACUGAAUUCUUCCUCCUGGCCGUGAUGUCCUAUGAUCGAUAUGUCGCCAUUUGUCUUCCUUUUCAUUACACGACCAUGAUGAGCAUGAGCUUCUUCUGUGAAUUGUAUCAGCUGGUUCUGGUGUCAUGUUCUGACACCUCCCUCAAUGACUUACUCAUUUCCACCUUUGGGGUAAGCUCCGCCCUCAUUGCAUUCGCCGUCACUUUCAUGUCGUAUGUCUGCAUUUUAAAAGCCAUGCUGAGGAUUAAAAUCAAGGGCGGAAGACAGAAGGCUUUCUCCACCGGCAGUUCCCACCUCACCGUAGUCCUCAUGUUUUAUACAACUACUUUCUUCAACUACAUUCAACCCAAAGCCAAGAAUGUUCUGAUUGGUCGCAUAGUGUCUGUAGUUUAUGCAUUUUUCACCCCGUUCCUAAAUCCUCUUAUAUACAGCCUGAGAAACUGUGAACUGAGAGGGGCUGCCCGCAGACCUCUGCUCAGAGCGACAAAGAAUAUGAGGCCAUCAACUGUCACCAGAAACUGA
Molecule: messenger RNA, 846 nt
Organism: Nanorana parkeri
Lineage: Eukaryota; Metazoa; Chordata; Amphibia; Anura; Dicroglossidae
Product: olfactory receptor 5V1-like
Exons: 2
Coding region: 1-846 (281 amino acids)
Biological process (GO): G protein-coupled receptor signaling pathway
Cellular component (GO): membrane
Molecular function (GO): olfactory receptor activity; G protein-coupled receptor activity
Source: RefSeq, a predicted model, not a curated record